Messenger RNA from Musa acuminata AAA Group (dessert banana), 2463 nucleotides. RefSeq names its product DNAJ protein JJJ1 homolog. The transcript is spliced from 3 exons. NCBI's taxonomy places the organism in Eukaryota, Viridiplantae, Streptophyta, Magnoliopsida, Zingiberales, Musaceae. The record is from RefSeq and is a predicted model, not a curated record. Gene Ontology annotation, molecular function: nucleic acid binding; zinc ion binding. The coding region runs from base 267 to 2027 and encodes 586 amino acids.
CGUUGACGCUGGUAAGAGACCAUUACAUCCGAACGCGGUGGCACACCGCCUCCUCCAAACCUCGUCUACGGCGGCACGGAGUCCGUAGCCGCGGCGGGUUUAGUUACCGCGAUUCGAGUAUAAGACGUUUUCAUGGUUUCCUAUUUUUCCGGUCAAACACGCCUUUCUCUUCAUUCCCGCUCGACGCAAACCCUAACCCUAACCCUAACCCUAACCCUUCACGAUCUCGGCCGCAACCCUAAUCGAGCGCAGGAGAGGAGCCGUCCAUGGCUGCGGAGCCGCGGAAGCGGUGCCUCUACGAGGUCCUCGGUGUUCAGCGAGAUUGCUCCCAGGAGGAGAUCCGCUCCGCUUACAAACGCCUCGCCCUCCAGCUCCAUCCCGACAAGGUCGCUGCCUCGGGCACCGUCGACGCAACCUCCGCCACCGCCGCGUUUCAGGAGCUCCUCCACGCCUAUGAGGUCCUCUCCGACCCGAAGGAGCGUGCCUGGUACGACUCUCAUCGCUCCCAGAUCCUAUUUUCCGACCCCUCCGCCGCCUCCAAGUCUCACCGGCCCUCCGCCUUCUUUGACCUCGAUCUAUUCUCUUUCUUCUCCAACUCCGUCUUUUCCGGCUACUCUGACUCCGGCAAGGGCUUCUACAAGGUCUAUGGCGACCUCUUCGCUAAGGUCUACGCCCAGGAGAUAUGGUUUGCAAAGGAAUUGGGUUUGGGAGCCGAUGCCGUGACUCCUGCUCCCCUUAUUGGUAAUCUGGAAUGUCCGUAUACACAAGUUACUGCCUUCUACAGUUAUUGGCUCGGAUUCUGCACGGUGAUGGACUUUGGAUGGGUAGACGAGUACGAUGCUUCAAUGGGACCUAACCGGAGGACAAGACGUGCAAUGGAGGACGAGAACAAGAAAUUAAGGAAGAAGGCAAGGAGAGAAUACAAUGAUACAGUCCGGGGACUUGCAGCAUUUGUGAAGAAACGGGAUAAGAGGGUGGUUGAUAUGAUGGUAAAGAAGAAAUUGGCCGAAGAGAAGCAUCGAGCAGAGGAGAAAGCAAGGAAGAAGGAGGAGGAAAGGAAGAAGAUGGAGAAGGCAAAGCUAUUUGAAGAGCCCGAGUGGACACAGAGUAACGAGCAGGAGGAUGACUUCCAUGAGUUGGAAGAUGAUGAUGAUGAUCAUAAAAAGAAGGGCAGGGAGGAGUUCUAUUGUGUGGUGUGCAAUAAGAAGUUUAAGUCAGAUAAGCAGUGGAAGAAUCAUGAGCAGUCAAAGAAGCACAAGGAUAAGGUUGCAGAACUGAGGAUGGCAUUCAAGGAGGAGGAUGAAGAGUUUUUAGAAGAGGAGGGUGACGUUGAAGUCCAUGUGAGCUUUGAUUAUGAACCUCCAGAGUCAGAGGACAGCGAUGUGGUUGAGGAGUUUUCUGAUAAGUUAAGGGAAGAUUUAGAAUUGCCAGAGUCUAAUGAUGAUGCUGAGCAUCUAGGGGAGAGGGAUGAUGAAGCUAGCAUUUUGGAAGCAAUGGUAGCAGGGCGUAAGAAUAGGAAAAAUAACUCUUUGAAACAGCAUGAUUCAUCAUUGAAUGACAUUUAUCAUCCUGAUAAUGGUGAGCAAAGCAGCAUGGACUAUGUUAGCCAAAGAAGAGGCCGUAGGCAUCGAACAUCAAGAACAGGGACCAGCAAAGCUGAUUCUGAAGUUAAGAAGGAGAGGGGUGAAACUAGUAGGGAGGAUACUGAGGUUAAAAACCAUGAAACAAGCACAGAGUAUCACAAUGAGGCUUCUUCCUUAUUAGUUGAGGAGACAACUGUGAUUAAUAAAAAGGAUCGGCCUACAGGAAAGAAUCAGAAGUCCAAAAAACAACAGGUAGAUGGCAAAGGUGCAGGAAAGAAAGUUGCACCUGCUGACACAAACAACUUACCAAAAGGAAGGAAACAAAAGGCUAAUUCAAAAGCGCCGAGUAAUGCAUGUGAGACAUGUGGGGAGACCUUUGAAACAAGGAAUAAAUUGUUUGCACAUUUGGGCGACACUGGCCAUGCUUCUCUCAAGUCAAGGUGACUUGUUGGAUCAAGCAACUAUAUUUGUGAGUAAUUGAUGACAAUUUUUUCCAGAGGUUAUUGGCCUUGCUUUGCGAGCAUAACUUUACUCUGUAUGAAGGGCUUGUAGGGAUAUUUAUACAAGCCGAUACGAACUGGACCGCAAUUUUGGGGAUUUCAGAAAUGUGCAGCGAGAUAUCUUUUCUUGAGAACUGAUAGCUGGAUGUUGUUUUUUCAAUAAGUGAAAUAGAAAAGAAAAGUUGAUGGUAAAGUGUGGAAAAACAGAAGGCACUGUCAUUCUCAAAUCAGAGUUAUAUUGUUUGUCUAAGCAGUUUAAGUCAAUCAAAUCGGUAUUCAUUGUUUUAUUUUUCCAUAUUGGAUUUUCCGGGGAUGUGUGUGUGUGUAAACUCCUCUAUGAUAAAGAUCUUUACCAGUGGCAAUCUUUAUUUAUUUGUUUA